CCUGGCAAAAAUGACAAGACAGAUAAGAUCUGCCAACAUUGGGCUGAUUCUGGCCUUGGUCCUUAUGGUUCUUCACAGAGGAUCAUCAGCUCCAGCGUUAACGUGUGGAAUUCAACGGCCUGUUCUACGGAUCGCGGGUGGCGUGAAUGCCCAGCCUGGCGAGUGGCGGUGGCAAGUCAGUAUCCAAUUUCGCAACCAACAUGUAUGCGGAGGAAGCCUCAUUAAUGAUCAAUGGAUUGUCACUGCUGCCCAUUGCUUUUUCGAGAUUGAAAAAGAAAUCCACGUGGAGCGCUGGAGCGUGCUCUUGGGAAGUCUGAAGCUGACAGGCCGGAGGGGCAGAGGGUCAAAACGGAACGUCUCCAUGAUUAUCCCUUACGAAAACUACACCAGCUAUGAGAUGGGUCAUGACAUCGCUCUGGUGCACCUGGCCAAGCCGGUGCACUUCAACAGAGACAUUGCACCCAUCUGCCUGCCCUAUGCUGAUCACCGUUUCGCCUUUGGGACCCAGUGCUGGUUGACUGGCUGGGGAGACGUCGAUGCCAAUGUCCAUCUGCCAGACCCCAUGCCCCUCCAAGAAAUAACCAUGGACCUCUUGACCGUCGACACCUGCAACUGCAUUUACAGCAAUCUGCGCAACAGGCGGAUCAUCAACCCUGCCUUGCCUGGCAUGGUCUGUGCCCUGACCCCUGACCGCAAGAGAGGACCUUGUAAGGGCGACUCAGGUGGCCCGCUGGUUUGCCUGGAGAAUGGCAGAUGGUUCCAGGCUGGGGUUAUGAGCUCCUCGCUGAGUUGUACCCAAUUCUACGGUCCCACCCUCCUGACGGACACGAGAGCCUACGCCAAUUGGAUCCAGCAUCAUGUUGAAGGGGCCUCUUUCGCCAAUCAGAUUGAGCCCAUACCCAACACCACUGACAGUUACAUGUGCACAGGCUGUGGGGUCCUGAAACAGGAGAACAAACAAUGGCCUUGGUAUACAAGCCUACGGUAUCAAGGAAAGCAUGUCUGUGGAGGCACUUUAAUUGGUGAAGACCAGGUGCUGACUGCUGCCCAGUGCUUCAUUGGCCGCCAGGAACCCGAAGAGUGGGAGGUGUUUCUGGGAGAGCAGCUGGACGGAGGGAAUCAAAUGUGGCAAGAGAAGAGAACUGUCCAAAACAUUGAGCUACACGGUCUCUACAUCAACAUGAUGGAAGGUUAUGACAUUGCGAUAGUCACCCUGGAACAACCUGUGGUGUUCAACGACAGCAUCCGGGCCAUUUGUGCUCCCUAUGCUGCCCACCAGUUCCCCUUUGGCUCUACUUGCUGGACCCGCGGGCGGAGAGUUGAUGAUCAUGGGAAGCCAGGUCCUCUGGAAAGUGUGGAGGUGAAGAUCCUUGGCCCAAAGAAUUGCAACUGCCGCUACAAUGUGAGCAGCCAGCCUGGGAAUGAAAUUCCCAUCGUAUCCGAGAUGAUCUGUGCAGCACCACAUAAUAGAACCCUGCUUUGUGAGGUAAGCCCCGGAGACCCCUUGGUUUGCAGCCACAAUGGGGUGUGGUUCUUGGCCGGAAUUUCCAGCUUUGGAAAUGGAUGUGGAACUAUAAUUCGUCCAGGGGUUUUCACACCAGUCCAGAACUACGAAGAGUGGAUCAUGAAGGCUGCCUGGUCCGCAUACUACAAUGUGCAAAAGCCCCCUCUACCAAAGGCCACAGAUGAAGAGACUUGCUUCAAAGUGUAGCUUUCUUGUUAACAUCUAGCAAACUCAUGAAUCAGGAUUUCUCUUACGGUGAACGAUUGAAAAGCAAACUUUUGCUUCAUCUUAUGAUCCGUAUAUACCUCUGUCUUGAAGCAAUUUGAAUCUUGGUAUAAUAAUCCAACAAGCCAGAGAAAUUCUCUAGUCAACAUUGCAUUCAAUUUACUUAUGUUUCUCAACUGUGGCAACUUUUAAGAUGUAUGGACUUCAACUCCCACAAUUCCAUGUCACGCAUCUUAAAGCUACCAGUUGAGAAGCACUGUCUUAGACACCCUGUUCAUACAGUUACAUUUCUCAUUUCAUUAUUUUUUUUAGUCUGUGGUUCUCCAAGCCUGAUUCUAAAAUAAAAAAAAAAAUUAUUUCCUUUUUUCCACCUCAAACUAUGCCCGGGACUAAACUGACCCAAACUGACUUGCCCAGUUUUUAUACUCCCAAAAAUCCAUUUUCAAAGGCUGUGAAACUUAUAUAGUCAAUAUGUCAUGCUCUUCUUUUAUCAUUUUCUAAAAAAAACCAGACCACACAUACCAAGUGACCUGUGUACUAAAUCUGAGCUUUCUAGUGUAAGUAGAGUCUUGCCAAUUAGUUACAGACAGCCCUAUACUAUUUACAUUUUGUUUCAGUGACUAUGAGUCUAGUAUUUCAGUAGAAUUAAUAGACAAGAGGAUUGAGACUGACAUACUUCCCUCAAUGCAUUAAACCAUGAUAUGGCUUGUUUCCUUCAGCAUUAAGUAUUCUACAAACUUAACUGCUGUGGUUUUUGGCUUAGCUUUUUAAAGAAACCCUAAGGGUGGUUUAUUAUACUGUGUAUACCAUGGUUAUAUAUAAACUUUUGUACCAUGAGCCCAGACUACAGCUUCCUUGGCAUCUGUAGCCAAGCCAGGAAUCAAGGUUUCUUACCCUACUCUUGCUUCCUUCGAGCCUCAGCACUUCACUACAAAUCAUCUUCAUUUUGAAAGCAGGAUGUGGGCAGAAUCUUGGGUUUUUCUUCUAAAUUAAAGGCAUCCAAGCUAAUUUUGAGGGUUUUUUUCUCCCAAGAUGAUAAAACUGACAUGGAUUUGUUGGUGUAUUUACUUUCAAUGUUCUAUUUAAUGAAGUAAGUUAUUUAAACAUUUCUAAACAAAUCUAAUUAUUUGUACAUAGUAAUGUUGCUGAUUGUAUAGGUUUUAAUUGUUGAGAACCAGCAUCUUGUACUCUAGAAAGCAUUUGGUUGUUCAUCUUUUGUCUUUUUAAAACGUCUUCUCCCCCAUACUGAUUUAUAAUAUGCUGUACUUUUCUGCCUCUGUGUGUAGAUAUAUUUAUAUUUGAUAACAUGUAUUUAUUAUAUUUGGUUUUUCUAUUAAGUUACUGUGAACAUUUGUUUGAAAAAAUGGGAUAUAAAUAAUAAUAAAAGCAAGGCAAGCA
Crotalus tigris (Tiger rattlesnake) is the source of this 3127-nucleotide messenger RNA. RefSeq names its product serine protease 53 (gene PRSS53). The record is from RefSeq and is a predicted model, not a curated record. Gene Ontology annotation, molecular function: serine-type endopeptidase activity. The transcript is spliced from 10 exons. NCBI's taxonomy places the organism in Eukaryota, Metazoa, Chordata, Lepidosauria, Squamata, Viperidae. The coding region runs from base 11 to 1711 and encodes 566 amino acids. Gene Ontology annotation, biological process: proteolysis.